Panicum virgatum (switchgrass) is the source of this 2064-nucleotide messenger RNA. Its product is annotated as L-type lectin-domain containing receptor kinase IX.1-like. The record is from RefSeq and is a predicted model, not a curated record. Gene Ontology annotation, cellular component: plasma membrane. Bases 1 to 2064 code for a protein of 687 amino acids. NCBI's taxonomy places the organism in Eukaryota, Viridiplantae, Streptophyta, Magnoliopsida, Poales, Poaceae. Gene Ontology annotation, biological process: protein phosphorylation. The transcript has a single exon. Gene Ontology annotation, molecular function: protein kinase activity; carbohydrate binding; ATP binding.
AUGAGAUCAAGAAGCUCAGUUACCAGCUUCUUGGCACUCCACGUAUUCCUAUUUCAGAAUAUCAGCUGCGUCAGUCCUCUGUAUUUCAAGCUGAAUUUCACUGAAUCGAACCACAAUGGAGUUGCCACAAUCCAGUUCCAAGAGGAUGCCUUCUACAACAAGGCGGUCAGGCUUACCAAGGAAGAGAUGGAUGGCGAGAUUGCUCACAGUGUCGGCCGAGCAGUCUUCAAGGAUCCAGUAACCCUCUGGGAUAGCACCACUGGUCAGUUGGCUGACUUCACAACCCGCUUCACAUUCAUGAUAAAAGCUAACGUUACUGAUGGCUCAUAUGGUGAGGGGCUUGCCUUUUUCCUCUCACCAUACCCUUCUGUUGUCCCCAAUAAUUCCACGGAUGGUAACCUUGGCCUCUUCAGUGGCAGUGCUGAUCAGAGUGGGAUAUCCAACCAGAUCUUGGCCGUCGAGUUUGACAGCCACAAGAACACAUGGGAUCCAGACGACAACCAUGUAGGUAUCAACAUCAAUUCGAUCGUAUCUGCAGCCAAUGUAAAAUGGAAAAGUAGCAUCAAGGAUGGUAGGAUAGCAAAUGCAUGGGUAACUUACCAGGCCAGCUCCAAGAACCUGAGUGUCUUCUUGACCUACAAGGACAACCCACAAUUCAGUGGCAACUCCACCCUAUCUUAUUCAGUUGAUCUCAGAGAAAAUCUCCCAGACAAAGUGGCGAUUGGCUUCUCAGCUGCCACAGGUAAAUUGGUAGAGACUCAUCGGAUACUUUACUGGGAAUUCAAUUCUACUGAUGUGCAGCAGAGGAGUAAGAAGAUCAAAAGUGUACUAGUCAUAAGCUUGGCUACUAGCAUAAGUGGCAUAGUCUGUUCUAUGGGAUUGGUUUGGUGCUUCCUGAGGUUUAGAAAGACUAGGAGGUUAAGAAAGGAGGAAGAAGAGAAGCUAGAAUAUGAUGAGUCCAUUGAUGGUGAAUUUGAGAAAGGGAGGGGUCCAAGAAGAUUUCAAUACAAUGAACUUGUGGCUGCAACAAAGAAUUUUGCAUUGGAGAGAAAGCUUGGAGAAGGAGGAUUUGGAGCAGUUUACCAGGGUUUCUUUAAGGAUCAAAACCUCAACAUUGCCAUUAAACGAGUUGCCAAAGGAUCAACACAGGGCAAGAAGGAGUACAUCUCUGAGGUCAAGAUCAUCAGCAGGCUGAGGCAUAGGAACCUUGUGCAACUUGUGGGCUGGUGUCAUGAGCAUGGAGAGUUCUUGCUCGUGUACGAGUUCAUGCCGAAUAGGAGCUUGGACACACACCUCUAUGACAAUAGUAACAUCCUAGCAUGGCCGUUGCGGUUCAAGAUCACCAUCAGCGUUGCAUCUGCCCUCCUGUACCUUCACGAGGAGUGGGAGCAAUGUGUUGUGCACCGUGAUGUCAAGCCAAGCAAUGUGAUGCUUGAUUCUUCAUUCAACGCUAAGCUUGGGGACUUCGGGCUGGCACGUCUUGUUGAUCAUGACCGGGGCUCACAAACUACAGUGAUAGCUGGCACAAUGGGUUACUUGGCUCCAGAAUGCGUCACCACUGGCAAAGCAAGCAAAGAAUCUGAUGUAUACAGCUUUGGAAUUCUUGCAUUGGAGGUUGCCUGCGGAAGGAGGCCUGUUGUGCUAAAGGAAGAUGAUGAGAAGAUCAAGCUGGUUCAAUGGGUGUGGGAUCUCUAUGGAAGAAAUGAGAUACUUAAUGCAGUUGAUGGAAGGCUUGACGGUGCAUUGGAUGAGCGUGAAGCUGUGUGCUUGAUGGUUGUGGGGCUCUGGUGUGCACACCCAGACUAUAAUUUCCGACCUUCAAUCCGCCAGGUCAUAAGUGUAUUGAAGUUUGAGGCACCAUUGCCAAGCCUUCCAGCAAAGAUGCCUGUGGCAAUGUACUUUGCACCACCAAUCCAUCUUUGCAAGUUUUCAUACACCUCAUCUGAUGGAACACUGAAGGAGCUGGAGGGGUCCAAAAUUUAUGGGAAGACAACAAGCUCGUCUAGUGCAACCAAUGCUUCUAGUUCACCUCCCUCUAUUCAUUUACCACAGAUGGGUUACUAG